GCGUUAUGUGCGUGCAUGGGCGCAGGGGCAGAAUCGGAAUACAAGGCUUACAAGGACCCCACCAGGAAGAUAGGUAGUCGGAUUAGGGACCUUAUGGGGCGAAUGACUUUGGAGGAAAAGAUUGGGCAGAUGACGCAGCUUGACCGUCAGAAUUUGACGGCGGCGGUGCUCAGAGAUUACUCAAUCGGCAGCGUUUUGAGCGGCGGCGGAAGCGUGCCGUGGCCGAACGCGACGGCGGCGGAGUGGGUGGAGAUGGUGAAUGGGUUUCAGAAUGCGUCGUUGGCUAGUAGGCUUGGGAUUCCGAUGAUAUAUGGGAUUGAUGCGGUUCAUGGGCAUAAUAAUGUGUAUAAGGCCACCAUUUUUCCCCAUAAUGUUGGACUUGGAGCUACAAGAGAUGCAGAUCUAGUGAAGAGAAUUGGGGCAGCAACAGCUCUUGAGGCUAGAGCUACAGGCAUUCCUUAUGUUUUUGCUCCCUGUAUUGCUGUUUGCAGAGAUCCAAGGUGGGGAAGGUGUUAUGAAAGUUAUAGUGAAGAUGUAGAAAUUGUGAAGAAGAUGACUGAGCUAAUUCCUGGUUUGCAGGGAGACAUCCCUCCUAAUCACCCCAAAGGCAUUCCUUAUGUUGGUGGCAAGACAAAAGUAGCAGCUUGUGCAAAGCACUUUGUAGGAGAUGGCGGAACAACAAAGGGAAUCGACGAAAACAACACCGUUAUCAAUUGGCAUGAGCUGAUGCAUAUUCACAUGCCCGGAUACCUCCCAUCCAUCGUCAAGGGUGUCUCCACCGUCAUGGUCUCAUACUCCAGCAUUAACGGCGUCAAGAUGCAUGCCAAUCGUUAUCUCAUCACCAACUUCCUCAAAGGCCUUCUUAAGUUUAGGGGUUUUGUAAUUUCAGAUUGGAUGGGUAUAGAUAAAAUCACAUACCCAGAACACUCAAACUACACCUACUCGGUUUUGAAAGGCAUAGAAGCUGGCAUUGACAUGGUCAUGGUGCCAUAUAACCACACUGAAUUCAUAAACACUUUAACCUACUUGGUGAAAAACAACUUCAUUCCCACAAGUCGGAUAGACGACGCCGUUAAGAGAAUAUUGAGAGUCAAAUUCACUAUGGGUCUCUUUGAAAAUCCUUUGGCUGAUAAUAGCCUUGCACAUCAUCUAGGAAGCCAGGCCCAUAGAGAGUUGGCAAGAGAAGCCGUGAGGAAAUCACUUGUUUUGUUGAAAAAUGGCGAAAACGCCGAUGAGCCUUUACUUCCUCUACCCAAAAAGGCACCAAAAAUAUUGGUUGCUGGAACUCAUGCUCACAAUAUUGGCAAUCAAUGUGGUGGCUGGACAAUCACUUGGCAAGGCUAUGCUGGCAACAACAUUACUACCGGAACUACCAUUCUAACCGGCAUAACGGGAGCAGUUGAUCCUGAGACAAAAGUAGUGUACAACGAAAACCCCGACACGGAGUUCGUGAAAUCCAACAACUUUUCCUACGCCGUCGUGGUGGUCGGAGAGAGCCCCUACGCCGAGUUCUUCGGCGACAACCUCAACCUCACCAUACCCGACCCGGGCCUCAACACCAUCUCCAACGUUUGCCAAACCGUGAAAUGCGUCGUCGUUCUCAUCUCCGGCCGGCCGGUGGUGAUCGAGCCGUAUCUGACGUCGAUUGACGCUUUGGUGGCCGCGUGGCUCCCCGGAUCGGAAGGGCAGGGCGUCGCCGAUGUCCUGUUCGGGGAUUUUCCGUUCACCGGAAAACUGUCGAGAACUUGGUUCAAGAACGUGGACCAGCUGCCCAUGAACGUCGGCGAUCCUAACUACGAUCCUCUCUUUCCGUUUGGGUUUGGACUCACCACUAAAGUAUAG
This is a messenger RNA of Ipomoea triloba (trilobed morning glory), 1842 nucleotides long. Its product is annotated as lysosomal beta glucosidase-like. Gene Ontology annotation, molecular function: beta-glucosidase activity. Bases 16 to 1842 code for a protein of 608 amino acids. Lineage: Eukaryota; Viridiplantae; Streptophyta; Magnoliopsida; Solanales; Convolvulaceae. The transcript is spliced from 8 exons. The record is from RefSeq and is a predicted model, not a curated record. Gene Ontology annotation, biological process: glucan catabolic process.